AUGCCUCAGGGCAGGAGACGCCGACGUGCCGUAGAGGCCCGCUUGUCCCCGCCGAGCCUGGCGCUCCUCGGGCGGACCUCGAGCCUCCCGCCCGCGCCCUCUCAGUCCCCCCCUCUUUUCCAGAUUACCCUCUUCGCGAUUCUUGGACACCCAUUUAGUUUCUCCUGUGCAGGUGAUGAUGAACAGUCUACACAGAUGGCUGCAAGUUGGGAAGAUGAGAAAGUGACCGAAGCAUCUAAUGACAGUUUUGUUGCUAUUAAAAUAGAUACCAAAAGUGAAGCCUGCCUACAGUUUUCACAAAUCUAUCCCGUAGUGUGUGUUCCAUCCAGUUUCUUUAUUGGAGACAGUGGUAUUCCUUUGGAAGUAAUAGCAGGAAGUAUUUCUGCAGAUGAACUUGUUAAGAGAAUUCACAAAGUUCAACAGAUGCACUUAUUAAGAGGUGAAACAACAGUGGCAAAUGGCAGCCAGUCUGAAAGUUCAGUGUCUUCUCCAUCUGCCUCAUUUGAACCUAAUGACACUUCUGAAAACUCUCAGUCCAGGAAUGUAGAGUUUUGCCAGACACCUCUCACUUCUCCUGGUACAAAAUCAGAUACUGCAACAGGAGGAGAAACCUCAAGCCAUGCAGCUCCCUCUCAGGAGCCUAGUGAAUGUUCAAAUCAGAGACCUGCAGAAGACCUCACCGUCAGAGUGGAAAGACUGACAAAAAAACUUGAAGAAAGGAGAGAAGAGAAAAGGAAAGAAGAAGAACAGAGAGAAAUUAAGAAGGAAAUUGAAAGGAGAAAAACUGGAAAAGAAAUGUUGGACUAUAAAAGAAAACAAGAAGAAGAAUUAACAAAAAGAAUGUUGGAAGAAAGAAACAGAGAAAAGGCAGAAGAUAGGGCAGCUCGAGAACGGAUAAAACAGCAAAUUGCAUUGGAUCGUGCAGAGAGAGCGGCUCGUUUUGCAAAGACAAAGGAAGAAGUAGAGGCUGCUAAAGCUGCUGCCUUGCUGGCCAAACAGGCAGAAACGGAAGGCAAGAGGGAAUCAUAUGCACGAGAAAGAAGCACUGUUGCAAGAAUUCAAUUCCGUCUGCCUGAUGGUUCUUCCUUUACAAAUCAAUUUCCUUCUGAUGCUCCUCUAGAAGAAGCAAGGCAGUUUGCCAUACAGACUGUUGGCAGUACUUACGGUAAUUUUUCAUUAGCAACCAUGUUUCCCAGGAGGGAAUUUACCAAAGAAGAUUAUAAAAAGAAAUUACUAGAUUUGGAACUUGCUCCAAGUGCUUCAGUGGUGCUGUUACCAGCAGGAAGACCAGCUACAUCCAUUGUACAUUCUUCCAGCGGAGAUAUUUGGACAUUGUUGGGGACAGUACUUUAUCCAUUUCUUGCCAUCUGGAGAUUGAUUAGCAACUUCUUAUUUAGUACUCCUCCUCCUACACAGACUUCAGUGCGAACACCAUCACCAGAACCUUCAAACCCUGCAUCAUCUAGCAAAUCAGAAAAAAGGGAACCAGUCAGAAAAAGAGUGCUGGAGAAACGAGGAGAAGAUUUUAAAAAGGAAGGGAAGAUAUAUAGAUUGAGGACUCAAGAUGAUGGUGAAGAUGAAAACAAUACUUGGAAUGGAAAUUCUACUCAGCAGAUGUAGUACAGCAAGUACAAUAUGUACAAUAAUCAUUGUUUCUCUUACUCUACUGGAGAAGUGGGUCUGCUUUAUGUUUUCCAACUGAUCUAUAAAGUGUUUAUUCUUGCUUAGAGGGUCUGGGUGAAAGUGUUUAACUCAAAAAAGUCAAGAAAUAAAAUAACUGGCUGCUAGGUCCUUGCAUACAGUAACAAUUGCUAGAUGCCUAAAAGAAUCAAAAGGUCUGCCACAGCCUCACUCUGUCAGCUGCUUCUUCAGUAUUUUAUGUACCCUUUAGUCCCUCUUCAGAUGGCAUGUUUUGUUUAGAAUAUUCCUUUCUCCAAGACUCUUAAGCCCACACAAAGUAACUGGUAUUUCACUGGGUAAUUCAAUUCCUAGAGCAUUUUAACUAGCCAAUCAGAUGAAAACUUAUGUUUAACUUUUCUUUUUUUGCUCAUCAGCUGCAAGCAAAAUCUUGUAGGUUUUAAUUUUACUUAAAUACUGAAUAAAAAAUCUUUUUCAAAAAUCAGAAUGAUCUUAUUUUUGCUCUAAGCAUCUUUUUAUUGUACAUGGCUCUGAUGAGAUAACACUUAUUUGACAUGCACACCCCCUCCCAGCAUUUUUAAGCUAUCUCAAUAAAAUAGCAUACCUUAAAUUAUCACUUAAGGGGGCUGGGGAUUUAGCUCAGUGGUGCCACCGCCUGCCUCACAAGCACAGGGACCUGAGUUUGAUCUCCAGUACCUCCCCCCACACCAUUGUCAUUUAAGGAAAGACAUUUUCUGACACUCAUUGACCUCACUUAAUGUUUAUUCUAGGUCAGUGAGACAUUGCUUUGUAUAACUUUAUGAUCUUCUCAUCUGAUACAAAACAGAUAAGAAUUGCUAGUCUAUAACCUAGUAUUCCUCUUACCUUUAUACUGAUGUUUUGUACUUAGUAAUCUCACUUCUAGGACCUAAAGUACCUGUGGUAUAGGACAAAAGUGGAAAGAUUCACCUUUACUGGUCUGAUUAUUAUUAACAGAAUCUUAGUCUGACUUAACAUACUAAGUCCAAUAAUUUUGGUAGUAGUGAUCACUAAAUUUAAUGGUGUUUAAAAAGGCUGUGUGAUACUUUGUGUUUAGAUAGAACAGUACUGCUUUUGAAUCAAUAUGUAGGAAAGCCUUGACUUUAUUUUGGAAUGAGAGGAAGAAAUUCUCAGCAAACUUUGUUUUCCACCAGUGAAAUAACAGUGAAUUUGUAAGGUGGUAAUAGUGUUGGCAAGGAUACAGUGAGAGUAGGCUAUGCUACUGGUAGGAGUGAAUACCAAUAGAUCUUUAGUAUUUUGUACUCUGAGCCAAUAAUGUUUCCUAAGGAAUGAUCGUAAAGAUACAUUGAAACAUAUAAAGUGUAUUUUACUUAAAUACUAGAAACCAACUAAAUGUGUUCUGUAGAAGCAAUUUUUCAUGAGAAAUGGUACAAUACUAAUUGAAUAAUUCAGUUUAACAUAUGUUUAUUGAGCAUCCGUUAUGUGUUGGAAAGAAGCAGGAUACAGAGCUGUAAGUACACUAUGAUCUCAGCUUUGUAAAUACAUCUAUUGAUAGAAUUACAUAUUAAUAUAUGUGUAAAGAAAGAAAACAAAACAAUACUGAUAAGAGUUGUAUGAUUCUGGUUUUCCUUUUUGUACCCUUAUAUUUUUCCAGUCUUCUACAGUAAUCCUGUUAUUUGCUUAAUUUAAAAAGUGAGUUUGAAAAAUAUAUUCUCCAGUAAGCAUCCCAUUUGAAGUUUUAUCAUCUUUAAACCUGCAGCAAUAUGUAAUUUUUAAAAUAAACCUACCAAAUUGGUGUGACCUUACUGUUAGAAAUACAUUUACAAAAACAUUGAGUACCUCAAGUCAGUUUGUCUUAAAGAAAGUCAAAUAUAAAUGUUAGAGAAAUAUGCAUAAAAAUACAUUAUCUUGAAUAGGAAGAUUUUUCAAUUCUAUCUUUAAAAAAAUAUGGUAAGAUAUCCAAAAUAAUAUGUAAGGAUAUAAAAUGAAAAUGAAGUCUCCUUCUGGCAUCUUACCCCCAGUAUUACUACUCCCCAGAUGUAUCCUCUAUUAACAGUUUCUUAUGUAAUUUUCAGAAAAAUUUUUUGCAUAUAUAAGCAAAUAUGUAAUCUUUAUUUUUAAAUAAAUGGGAUCAUAUUAUAUAUACUACCCUGCACCUUGCUUUUUUACUUAUAAAGAUCUUUCCCUGUCAGCAUAUGGCUACUUCACUCUUACUAAUGGCUGAAUAGCAUUCUACUUGAUGUAAGUACCCCAACUUAAUUGUCUAUGCACUGGUGGCAUUCAGUGGUUAUUAGAAAUGUCUUGUUUAGUUUUAUUUUUCUGUUUCAAAAUUGCUGCAGUUAAUAUCCUAGAGGAGAAAGGUAUAGUCUAAUGUGAAAAAUGUACCUGUUAAUAUGAUUUUAUAGUUCACUAAGUUAAAAGGUUUUUGUGGUGGUUUGGAUUGUGAACAUUAUCAAAUU
Molecule: messenger RNA, 4076 nt
Organism: Fukomys damarensis (Damara mole-rat)
Lineage: Eukaryota; Metazoa; Chordata; Mammalia; Rodentia; Bathyergidae
Gene: Ubxn4
Product: UBX domain protein 4
Exons: 14
Coding region: 1-1620 (539 amino acids)
Molecular function (GO): protein binding
Source: RefSeq, a predicted model, not a curated record